UCAUACUCUCUCUUUCUUUCUCACUCUUCUCCAUUGAUACAGAAGAACUUAACCCACUUCCUUUUUCUCAUUCUUUCUCUCAAAAAACCCCUUUUUUACCUUUUCCUUUAACACACUCCUUUUUCAAAUAAGUUUGAGUUGAGUCUUGGUGAAGCUAGCUAGCUUCUUAUCAGUAAAGGAUCUUUUUUUUUGUCAAGUCUCUUCUUACUCUGGUAGUUAACAUGGAUAGCUACGAACUGUUACGUCCGAUCAAAUACACCCAACACAAAAACGUUACAACAAUGGUGUCUGUUAAUCCAGUAGUACCGGCAACGGUAAAGUCUAGGAAGCCACAAAACCGGCAAACGACAUCGUUUCCGAAAGUUGUACGGAUAUCAAUGACUGAUCCUGACGCCACUGAUUCUUCCAGUGAUGAAGAGGACGAGUUGUUUGCACGACGUCGGGUUAAGAAGUAUGUGAACGAGGUUAAUAUUCAAACCUCGUGUAAAAAGUUGGUUACUGGUCGGAAAAAGGUUGGUGAGAAUGUACUUCAAGUUAGACAACAGAAGGCGAUGAAGAAUGGUGGUGCUUGUGGUGUUCCGGUGGUGGCGGGUGGUGUGAGAAAGUUUCGAGGAGUACGACAACGGCCGUGGGGAAAAUGGGCGGCUGAAAUUCGGGACCCAGCAAGACGUGUUCGGUUGUGGUUGGGAACAUAUGACACUGCUGAAGAAGCUGCCAUGGUGUACGACAAUGCUGCUAUUAAACUACGUGGGCCCGACGCUUUAACAAAUUUUGUCACACCGCCGGCGAAAGAAACCACGCCGGAAGUCAGUGUUCCGUCAACUUCCGGUUACGAGUCCGGCGCUGAGUCUAACAAUCUUCAGUCUCCCACUUCUGUGUUACGGUUCGAGAGCGAGUCCAACUCGGUCAAGGAAGCAGAGGAAUGUCAAUCCGAUAACGGGUCGGGUCAGGAGAAGUUGGAGUGUCAAACGGGUCGAGAGGAUUCAAGUCAUUUUGGAGAUUUGAUGUACGACCAAUUGGAAUUAGAUGUACCAUAUUUGGAUAAUCAAAUUAGUCUAUUUGAUUAUCCAACACCAGAAGUCUCUCAGAUUGAAGUUGAAUCACCGUUUUUAAACGAGUUCGAAAUACCCGACCCGAUCUAUGUAACAAGCGAGGCUCCAUCUUCAGAUUACGUAACCGAUAACUUUGCAGCAGCGGUGCCGUUCGAGGAUGCACAAAUAUGGGCAACCGAGACGUUGUGGGAUGAAGAUUUUGGAAUGUGUAACGAUAUGAUGCUUGAUGUGACAUCGUCAUCUUUACUAAAAGUGGAUGAUUACUUUCAAGACAUCACCGGCGACUUUCCUCCGGCCGAUGUUCUGAUGACGGGGUGUUUCUGAGGAGUGGUUGGGUUUGGGUCACGGGUCAGCCGACAAAUUUUGCACCGAAAACAGUUUUGUAAAACGACAUCAGUCGUGUAAUAGUAAUAAGAGUAAUAUUAUUACUAUCUAUAAAUUAUUAGGAUAUCUUUUUGAUGUAUCUUCCGAAAAAAGAAGAUUUGAGUGAGUUUUUUCCUUAGAGGUAUAAUAAGACUUGUAUUUUUUUAA
Molecule: messenger RNA, 1583 nt
Organism: Helianthus annuus (common sunflower)
Lineage: Eukaryota; Viridiplantae; Streptophyta; Magnoliopsida; Asterales; Asteraceae
Product: ethylene-responsive transcription factor CRF4
Exons: 1
Coding region: 222-1376 (384 amino acids)
Biological process (GO): regulation of DNA-templated transcription
Molecular function (GO): DNA-binding transcription factor activity; DNA binding
Source: RefSeq, a predicted model, not a curated record